GCAGUGAAUGCGAUAGUAGCUCUACGGUCGUCAUGUAGAGAUAGGAAAGUUUAGAGAGGCUUCGUUGUUUGACGUGGAACUUUCGGAUUGCUUCAGGAUCGCUUUUGUAAUCUAUUUUUUUUUUUUAAAAAAAACUUUUAGCCCACGCAUCUUUCUCAUAAAGUAAGACUUGAACUAGAAAUAACACCCCUCUCUGCCUCUACUUUUUAUUGUAGGGGGGAAUACUUUGCCAACCCCGUUCAGCUAACGUAAUAGAUUUCAGUUAGUUUUCUAGUUUUCUUUUCUUCGUAGGGACGAAAGUACGGUAACUCUUUCCCUAGAAAGUAACUCUUUCAGCUAGAAAACUAGCUGAAAGAGUUACUUUCGUCCCUAGGAAGAAAAGAGAAGUCUAAUGAGCCCCGUGAGUUUGCUUUUUGUGUAUGUCCGCAGUAAAUCUAUGCAUCAAUUGGAACAAUAAUAAGCGGCAUAACCCGAUUCUGACGUGUAGUGACAGAAUUGUAAAGUAAUGCAUGCGUGCUUUUUUAUUUUAUUUUAAAUUGGGGUUACUGUCAGCUUCCACUGUCCCUGAACGAGCAGCUGUCACUUUUAUUCCUCUCCACCUUCCUCACGACCGGGGGUGGAAUCCAGAAAGUCCACUGAGCAGCUCAAGGAAUUGUCAGUCUAACAUCUACAUCUAUCAUCCCGCUAGUUUGGUGAAGGAGAGUCGCGUCACGGUGUCCCUGAAAGAAUGACGUAAUCGAUGGUCCUUCCACUACGGGGCGGAGGGAAAUCCGUUCUCGGUCUAACCCGUGGCCUUCUUUUCCCCUCCGAAGACUACAUUUCCCAAUAUGCAUUGCUGUAUAAGCAACUGCGUUCGAGGCGCAAAGAAUCAUUGCAGUGAGCUAUGAAGCUCGUGCUUUUGGAGUUACCAGAAACAUGUUUGCUGCUGAUGCAAAGAAACUAUGUCCGGAUCUCCUGUUAGCGCGAGUACCAGAGGCCCAUGGUAAAGCAGAUCUCACCAAGUACCGAGAAGCCAGCGUGGAGGUGAUGGAAGUGAUGUCACGCUUUGCUGUGAUUGAACGUGCCAGCAUUGAUGAAGCCUACAUGGAUUUAACUAGCGCUGUGCAGGAAAGGCUUCAGAAGAUGAAAGGGCAGGCUAUUGAAGCAGAGCUGUUGGCAACUACCUACAUCCAAGGAUGGCCAGAAAGCCUCACAGCAGAAGAGAAUACAGGCAACAAAGAAGAACUGCGGGAGCGUGGUUUGCGACAGUGGCUCGAGUCAUUGCCUUUUGGAGAUCCCAGCAGUCCAGAGCUGCAGCUGACAGUGGGAGCUGUCAUUAUGGAAGAAAUGAGGGCAGCUGUGGAAUCUGUCACUGGAUUUAGGUGUUCCGCUGGCAUUUCUCACAACAAGGUAUUAGCAAAGCUGGCCUGUGGUCUCAACAAGCCUAAUCGUCAGACUCUGGUGUCACAGGGUUCCGUCCCUCAGCUCUUUAGCAAGAUGCCAAUCAGCAACAUCCGCAACCUUGGAGGGAAGCUUGGGGCCUCUAUCACUGAACUUCUGGGAGUGGAGUAUGUAGGAGAGCUGAUCCAGUUCAGCGAAUCACAGCUUCAGACCCACUUUGGAGAGAAGACUGGCUCCUGGCUGUAUGAUUUGUGCAGAGGGAUGGAGCAUGAGCCUGUGAAACCUAGACAAUUGCCCAAAUCCAUUGGCUGUAGUAAGAAUUUCCGCGGAAAAACAGCUUUGGUUACUCAGAAGCAGGUACAGCAUUGGCUUCUGCAGCUGGCCUUGGAGCUGGAGGAGAGACUCAACAAGGACAGAGACCAAAACAACCGGGUAGCUAAACAGCUGACUAUUGGGAUCCAUAUGCAGGGCUAUAAACAUGCCAACGGCUUAUCCCGCUGCUGUGCCUUAGCAAAUUAUGACGCUCAUAAAAUCAGCAGAGAUGCUUUUGUGCUAAUCCAGAACUGCAAUACGGCAGGCGGCCAGCAGGCUGCAUGGUCUCCUCCCAUUACACUUCUUCAGCUUUCUGCGAGCAAGUUUUCAGAAGCUCGUGCUUCCUCCGUGAACAUUACUUCCUUCCUGACGACUGACAGCCAAGGUACCCAAGCCACUUGCACCAGUGCAUCCAGCCCAAAUGGCAAGUCCAUUGAAAGCCCCAAAAAGGAGACCCUCAAGAAGACAACCAAUCCUAUUCAGAUGCUUUUUCAGAGGGCAGUGGAAAAGAAACAGGCCCAGGCUAUGGCCAGGAACUCUCUUCCUGGUGUCAGCAAUGAAAUGAACUUACCAUCAGUACCAGAGUCCAGUAUCUGUCAGGAUAAACGACUCACCCCCAUUAACAGCCAGAUUCCAAAAGUUCCUGCGGAACAAAGUAUCACCAGGAGCAACCCAGACUGCAUGCAGAAACAGCUCUCGGUGGAGCAGUCUGUGGCCAGCUCCGAAGCAGGGCUCCUGGAGACCCCUUUAGAAACAGAAGUGCCUGAGGUCUUUUCAGAGCUCCCUGAUCUGUGCAAGGAAAAGGAAGUGCAUCCUGCUGCUGGAAUUUCCCAGGUAGGGGCUGAUAGUUGGGCUCUUCAGCCCUGUACUGGUGACACGAUGCUGUGCGAGAAAUGUAAUCAACAGGUGUUGGUAUGGGAGUUCACAGAACACUCGGACUACCACUUUGCUGUGGAGCUGCAGAAUUCUUUCUCAGGAACUGACGCCUUCAGGCCAUCUUUGCCUCCCACCAGCCCUCCAAGUAAGGGCAAAAGUAAACAGAAGACACCCACAGCCUCUAGGGCCAAAAGGCCAAGGCAAAGCACAGAUAGGACUUUGGAUUUCUUUUUUAAGCGGUCACCUCCUUAGGAUGAAGCUCAUCUGAGCAGCUUAUCUUGGAAAAAGAAGGUGCAACUUUAUUUGCCUUUAUCUUAUAUUCAUAAGUAAAUAAAUAAACGGGAUAAUAAAUUGUUCCAAACAGGUGCUUGGAAAGCUACAGGACUCCCUGGUGUUGUUACGAGAACCUGCACUUGGUAGUCAAGGUUGUUAUGCCUUCUGUAGCAUGUUCUUGGCUCUGUAGCUUCAGAUGGUGACAGAUGUCGCAUCAAGGUGCCAAUUUACUGCCAAUUUAUGGUAGUCAUUGGGGCCGUCUCUAGUCCUCCACAGGACCAUCUUUACAUUGUAUGUCAUUCAUUUGUUUUAGUAUUUUAAACUUGUAAACUGCCUUGGCAGAAGGGAGGUAUUAAAUGCAAUACAGUCA
Podarcis muralis (Common wall lizard) is the source of this 3211-nucleotide messenger RNA. The record is from RefSeq and is a predicted model, not a curated record. Lineage: Eukaryota; Metazoa; Chordata; Lepidosauria; Squamata; Lacertidae.